CUCUAGAAGGACGUCCCUCCUGUUGGGUACGUCACGACGUUUUUCUCGCAUCCCUGCGCGUCGGCGGCUUGUCCUCCGUGUGAGCUGUGUGUAACGGUGACCAGUAUGGGAGUGACUGUGGAUUCUAUCUGCCCCGGGGACGGACAGACCUACCCAAAGAAGGGUCAGAAAGCUGUGGUGCACUAUGACGGGUAUCUUCAAGAUGGAAGGAAGUUUGACUCUUCUCGUGACAGGAAUAAGCCCUUCUGUUUCUGCGUUGGAAGGAAUGAGGUGAUCCGCGGAUGGGAGGAAGGCGUGGCACAGAUGAGUGUGGGUGAAAGAGCACGUCUGACUUGCACCCCAGAUUACGCAUAUGGCCUCACAGGUCACCCUGGCAUCAUCCCUCCUAAUGCCACCCUUAUCUUUGAUGUGCAGUUGUUACGACUGGAGUGAGGGUCACCCUGACCCUAGAGUGUGGGUGCGCCCGAUGACUCUACUGCCGUGUGAACAGAGUGCAGAACACAGUGGACACAAAGCCUGACCCUAUUACCCUACACACCUCCACAUGCUGCCUUCUUGCCUUCCUACUCUGGGCAUUACUAAGCAAUCCCAUUGGAUGCAGUUUAUGAAAGGGUUAAGAUGGCUGCGCCAGUCACUCUCCCCUCUGAGCCGGUAACGUCAGAGCUCUUAUAAGGGAGUAAUGUUUGUUAGUAUUUUUGAUCACCUGCUGAAGAUGCCCCUGAUGCCAGUCCAGCGAAUGCACUGGAGGGAUGAGGACAGCGCUUGCAAUGUACCCUCUGACCAUUCCGGAGCUGUCUACCCUGCAUUGCAGAGCCUGCCAAAUGUCAUUCCAGCUCUUUAGUGCCACGUCUGCUUUUUCCUUUUCGUGGCAGGGUUCUGUCUCGUCUGUACCGCAUGCAGCCCCCACCUCACACAAUCACAUUAAAGAGCUUUUCUCUAUCUA
Molecule: messenger RNA, 943 nt
Organism: Hyla sarda
Lineage: Eukaryota; Metazoa; Chordata; Amphibia; Anura; Hylidae
Gene: FKBP1A
Product: FKBP prolyl isomerase 1A
Exons: 5
Coding region: 106-432 (108 amino acids)
Molecular function (GO): peptidyl-prolyl cis-trans isomerase activity
Source: RefSeq, a predicted model, not a curated record